AAUAGAAAUAUAACGUGGUCGGAGUUUAAAUUAGCUGAUACAUGGCAAAAACUUUUUUUAAUUUGUUAAUAUGAGUCUGACAUAAUUAUUAUAUAUUUCAAGGUGAAGACUUUCUAAACCACACCGUAAUGGCCUUUCGCCGGAGAGUUCGACGAAACCUCAUCCUCCUGCUAAUAUUCACUUUUAUAUCUGUUGGUUUAUUUUUCGCUUUACUCCAAACAUCCCGAGACGUUGUCAAGAACAGAAACGUAUUUCAGUCUGGGAGUACGUUUAUUACAACAUCAAAUCUAACGACAAAUGAGGCUCCUUUGGAAAUCAAAACAAGCUCAGUUAACGAUUUGACAGAGAGGAUGUUGCAGCACAAGGUGAAAAGUCGUCAAGUCUUGUUGGUUGUUGCCCACGGAAGAUCUGGUUCUACAUUUCUAGCUGAUAUUUUUGACAAGCAUCCACGAGUCUUUUAUAUCUUCGAACCACUGCACGGGAUUAGGAAAAUGCAAGUCGGGGAUUACGAUACUUUUGCGACAAAUUAUCUUCAACAAAUUUUUCAAUGCAACUUCAGUAUGGGUAAUACAAGCAAAGAGAUAGGUCGUUUUUUUCGUUUCUACAGCCGAGCAUUGAGUUCACCCCCGUUUUGCAAAUACAAGCAAGGAGAUCCAAAAUGGAGCCGAAAGUACUGUUCGCCUGUUACUCAAAAAAAGCUUGAACACACGUGUAAAGUGCAGCACAACACAGUCGUUUAUAAGCUUCUUUUGGAUAGAAUCCCUGGCCAAUCACUUGAGAGGCUUUUCCACGUGUGCGAAAUGGCAGAUGUUGAAUGCAAAAUUAUUUAUUUAAUACGUGAUAUGCGACCAGUUGUAAUGUCCUCUCAAAAAGUAGCCUUUUUUCGAGAGGUUGAUCGGAAAACAAGACCAUCCCUAAGACAGUUCGUUUAUUCUUGCUGCGAAAUGAUUGAGAGGAAUCUUUACCUGGUGAAAAAGUUUCCUCCAUCUCUUCGAAGUCGUGUGAGACUUGUGCGAUAUGAAGACUUAGCGGCCGAACCGCUGCAAGUUUUCGAUUCUUUGUAUCGAUUCGCAGAACUCGAAAUGCUAGAAAAUAUCAAACAAUGGAUCGUGAAAAUAACACAGCCGAGUUUUGCGGAUUUGAAAAAAGAGGAAAAACGCCCAGUUUCAAUGAUAAGGAACUCACUGGAAGUUCUGAACAAGUGGCGACUUUUGGCAGAUUCUUGUUUCGUGGAUGUGAUUGAGCGAUAUUGCCGUGAUGCGAUGAAAUUGAUGGGAUAUGUUGCAACAGAUGGUUCGGUGGAAAUGCUCCAAAAUUCAACGAUUCCACUAUUUAACGAGAAUUAUACAGCGCAAAAUUGGAUAUAGCAAUUGCAGUCCGCCGGCUGAGUGCGAACAUAAUUAGUAUGUCUCCCCGUCGGCCUGUCCUUUCAUCAAAUUUUAGGUCAGACUGUUCGUCUCCACAGCUUUUCGUCCGUGCUUCUUUCUGCACAUCUGAAAUUUCCUUCCCACUUUCCAAAUUGACUUAAGUGUUUUUUAUAAUUGAGCUAUGGGCGCCCAAACCGAGCGAAAUUUGAUGUUUCAGCCCCUUUCGUGAUGUUUUUAAAAAGGAUUCUUUGGAAUAAAAAAUGUAUCCCAUAGUAAUGAUCAAACGAUCCAAUUUCUUGCUCAGCUAGAGAGAAGCCAUUUCUCCAAUUAAUUCUUUAGUUCUUUUAUGGCCAUGUUGAAAGAACUAUCUUCACGGCGGGGAAAGAAGCCAUUUCACGAUGGGUGCUGUGAUGUGAUUGGUCGAUUCAGAGUUGCAUGCACGCACGGUUCUCUGUACGCAACUACACUGAUUUGACACCAAACCAGCCAAUGAAAAGCGUUAAAUGCUAUCAAGCUUUGAUUUCUUCAUAAUAGACAAGUAAAUAUCUAACUUUAGGUUAGAGAAAAUACACACAAGAAUUACUUCAUCACGUUGUUGUUGUAAACUGGGUCUGGAUAUCCACACUUUGAAGUUCUAGAUUCACUGUGAGUAAACGUGAAAGUAAAAUUUAA
This is a messenger RNA of Pocillopora damicornis (cauliflower coral), 2039 nucleotides long. RefSeq names its product carbohydrate sulfotransferase 6-like. NCBI's taxonomy places the organism in Eukaryota, Metazoa, Cnidaria, Anthozoa, Scleractinia, Pocilloporidae. The record is from RefSeq and is a predicted model, not a curated record. Gene Ontology annotation, molecular function: N-acetylglucosamine 6-O-sulfotransferase activity. Gene Ontology annotation, biological process: N-acetylglucosamine metabolic process; sulfur compound metabolic process.